Xenopus laevis (African clawed frog) is the source of this 3235-nucleotide messenger RNA. It is a transcript of the gene amfr.L, whose product is annotated as autocrine motility factor receptor L homeolog. Gene Ontology annotation, molecular function: ubiquitin binding; ubiquitin protein ligase activity. Lineage: Eukaryota; Metazoa; Chordata; Amphibia; Anura; Pipidae. The record is from RefSeq and is marked provisional. Gene Ontology annotation, biological process: protein ubiquitination; protein K48-linked ubiquitination; endoplasmic reticulum unfolded protein response. Gene Ontology annotation, cellular component: ubiquitin ligase complex; cytosol; endoplasmic reticulum membrane.
GAGAAAGCCUGUUCGAGCAGAGCGUCCAAAUAGGGGCAGCUGGGCAAGUGACAGGCAGUCAGAGCUGCUCCCGCCCGCGGGUCCUCCCUUUCGGUGUGACAGGCCCUUCGGACUAAGCCAAAAUGCCGCUGCUGUUCCUGGAGCGCUUCCCGUGGCCCAGCCUGCGCACUUACACGGGCCUGAGCGGCCUGCUGCUCGGCCUCAGCCUGAUAAGCGCCUAUCGGAGCCUAAGCGGGGAGGCGGCAGAACGGAGCAUGUUGAAAGGAGAGGGAGCGGGGGACCAGCUGUCAGCAGAGCCAGUGGACUUCGUUGAGCUGUUCCGGUACCUGGUUUCUGACAGCCUUGGGGUGUGGGUUCUAGUGAACACUGUGUGUUGCCUAUUGAUGUUGAUUGCCAAACUGAUCCAGUAUGUGGUGUUUGGCCCUCUCCGUGUUGGAGAGAGACAGCACUUGAAGGACAAGUUUUGGAACUUCAUAUUUUAUAAAUUUAUCUUCAUCUUUGGGGUACUGAAUGUCCAGACAGUAGAGGAAGUGGUCCUUUGGUUUUUGUGGUUUGCUGGAUUGCUUUUCCUUCAUCUCAUGGUGCAGCUCUGUAAGGAUCGAUUUGAAUACUUAUCUUUCUCUCCAACUACCCCAAUGAGUUGCCAUGUGCGGGUCUUGGUUCUGCUCAAUGUUAUGCUCUUAGUCUGUUGUGGUCUUGCUGUGCUGUGUGCAGUUGCUGGAUAUACACAUGGAAUGCAUACAUUGGCUUUUAUGGCUGCUGAGUGCAUGUUGGUGACAACAAGAACCACUCAUGUUGUCUUACGCUAUGUCAUUCACCUUUGGGACCUAAACCAUGAAGGAACAUGGGAGGGCAAAGGAACUUAUGUAUAUUACACAGAUUUUGUAAUGGAGCUCAGCCAUCUGUCCUUAGACCUCAUGCAUCACAUUCACAUGCUGCUCUUUGGUAAUAUCUGGCUCUCCAUGGCAAGUCUUGUCAUCUUUAUGCAACUCCGCCACCUCUUUCAUGAGUUUCAACGCCGAAUACGACGCCACAAAAACUAUUUACGAGUUGUUGGCAACAUGGAAGCUCAUUUUGCUGUAGCAACUCCUGAGGAACUUGAAGCUAAUAGUGACGAUUGUGCUAUCUGUUGGGAUUCAAUGCAGUCUGCUCGGAAGCUUCCCUGCGGUCAUCUCUUCCACAACUCAUGCCUCCGAUCCUGGCUGGAGCAGGACACGUCGUGCCCGACUUGCAGGAUGUCUCUUAAUAUGUCUGAUGGCACCAGAACCCGUGUAGAACAGCAGAGGGAUAAUGUAGAACAGAAUGUGAUACCACUGACAGUAACAGAAGGACGACCACGUCUCAACCAUCAUAAUCACUUCUUCCAUUUUGAUGGUUCUCGAUUUGCCAGUUGGCUGCCAAGCUUCUCAGUGGAAGUCAUGCAUACAACUAACCUCCUUGGCCUAGCACAAGCAAACAACUCUCAGCUGAAUACUAUGGCCCGGCAGGUUCUAGAUAUGUUCCCACAAGUUCCAUAUAAUUUGGUUUUGCAAGAUCUGCAGCUCACACGUUCUGUUGAAAUUACCACUGAUAAUAUACUGGAAGGACGUAUUCAAGUUCCUUUUCCUACACAGCACCAAGAGGAUGUCAUAUCUGCAACAGAAAUAUCUCAAGAAGGCAUAGCACAAGAAGAAAGCAGUGCUACCUCACAGACUGAGCGUGUAAAUUUGGAUUUGAGCCCAGGUCUUGAGGAAUUUGAGGAUUUUAGUGGAAUUGAGGCACAAAUGAGUGAGGCAGAAGACUUUGAGGCCAGAGGGAGCAGAUUCUCCAAAUCUGCAGAAGAGAGGCAACGGAUGCUUGUCCAGAGGAAAGAUGAUUUGGUGCAACUUGCAAGGAGGCGUUUCUUAAACAGAACUUCAGAAGAAGAUAAUCCUGACUGUUCAUCAGAGAGGGAUUCAUUCACAGACAUUUCUUCAGAUUCAACAACCAUGCGUAGACGUAUGUUGGCUGCAGCAGCAGAACGUAGGAUUCAGAUGCAACAGUCCCCACAGUAAUCCCAUGGACACAACCUAACCUUGAGCCUUUACAAUGGAUGCACACAUUGACACUUUCUUACUUUGCUCCUUGUUCAUGAGCUGUACCAGCUCACAGAGAGAUUUAAUCUUUUAUAAUCUUAUUUUUUUUGCAAUAUGUUUAGAAUAAGCAAAGCCAUUUUUUGGUUCUGAUGUCAAGUUUGCUCGUGUCAUCCCUGCAUUAUAACCAUUCUCUGAUUGGCACCCAAAUAUGGAGGAAUCGUCAGUAUUUUAGGCAGAGUUGGUGCUAGAGUUUUCAAGUAACGUUUUUUUAAAUUGAUAUUCACUAACUGUAAUAAGAAGGUUCAGAGGAAGGGAAUAGGAUGAACAACGUUAAAUAAUCCACACCAGAUAGGUGGAACCUGUUUAUAUUACAUUAGUAUUAAUGUCAGAUGUCAGGCACAUUUUUAUCAAAUUGCUAGUGUCAUAAAACAAGAUUGCAUGAAUACAAUGUUGCUUUAUGAAGAAUGCUUCAAGAAGGUUUGGUGAUAAUACUAAUUUGUUAUGCUACAAGAAAGUGAUUUGAAAGUGUUAAACUGUUCUGUAAGAUAUUAUACAGCGCUGUGAAGGUCUGUAUGCCAUCUGCAGCCAUCUGUUAAAAAGUACAAUCUGCCUGCUCAAAUAUUACAAUGUUUUUACAUUAUGUAGAAGCUGAAUUUCUAGCUUGAGCAAUAGGAGGAGCUUCCUGGUAUGAUCUCCUCUGUAAAUGACUAGAAUUUAGAGCAGAAGUGCUUCUGUCCUUUUGGGCAUAAUAUCUGCCAAGAGUAGAUAGAAACUGGUAACCUUGUGUAUGAGAAGAAAUAACUGACAGAAAUGCUACCUUUUCAGAUGGGUAUUACAUAAAUAGUGCAUAUUUUUCAGUUUAUAAAUAAUGGGACAAGCAAAAAUAACAACAUGCAAUGUGGACGUUAUAAAACUGAACACAAGUGCUGAGGUUUUAGUCUGGUGAAUAAAGGGUGCAGGUUUAAAGGAAAAAGUUGUAAAGUGUAAUGAACUAAGAUUGUAAAAUUAAGGCUUUUCAUAUAGGCUGCGCAAUUAAAGCCAAAUAUUAACUGUGGUUCAUGAAGCAGAUCAUCUCUUGUGCCUGCAAUGAGUGAGCUGGGGAACUCACCAAAACAUCACCCAGGCUUUAUGUAUACUGUCUGGUCAAUUCAGAAUUCUAUUAAUAAAAUGAUGUAAGAAGA